Messenger RNA from Acinonyx jubatus (cheetah), 2118 nucleotides. RefSeq names its product sedoheptulokinase (gene SHPK). Gene Ontology annotation, cellular component: cytosol. Gene Ontology annotation, molecular function: sedoheptulokinase activity. The coding region runs from base 152 to 1588 and encodes 478 amino acids. The transcript is spliced from 7 exons. The record is from RefSeq and is a predicted model, not a curated record. Lineage: Eukaryota; Metazoa; Chordata; Mammalia; Carnivora; Felidae. Gene Ontology annotation, biological process: cellular response to lipopolysaccharide; carbohydrate metabolic process.
CGAGAGGCCUCCAUGUUGGUGUGGCUGAAGGAUUGGCAGGCGAGGCCUCGCGUCGGAGCCUUGAAGCCGGGUGGAUGUGCGGGAGGGGGCGCUACUCCUCCGACGUCAGCUGUGUUGCGCUUUGAAGCUUUGGCAGCUUCGCCCUCCGACUAUGGCUGCACGGUCGGUCAUUCUCGGUAUCGACCUGGGCACUACGUCUGUGAAAGCGGCCCUGGUGGAGACCGCGCCAGGCGACCCAUCCGGGUUCUUGGUACUGGCGAGCUGUGCGCGGGCUGCGCGGGCCGAGGCAGCGGCCCAGAGCGCUGCGGCAGGGCCCCAGGGGCGGGAGCAGGAUGUAAGCAGAAUCAUCCAAGCCCUAAAUGAGUGCCUUGCUGCCCUUCCUCAGCAGUUGCUCCAGGAAGUCUGUGGCAUUGGAGUAUCAGGACAGAUGCAUGGAGUCAUGUUUUGGAAAACAGGCCAAGGCUGUGAAUGGACAGAGGGAGGGGCCUCCCCUGUGUUUGAGCCCAGAGCUGUGAGCCACCUGGUCACAUGGCAGGAUGGCCGGUGUAGCAGCGAGUUCCUGGCUUCUUUGCCUCGGCCAGAGUCCCAUCUCAGUGUGGCCUCAGGGUUUGGCUGUGCAACCAUCUUCUGGCUUUCGAAGAAUAGCCCAGAGUUCCUGAAGUCCUAUGAUGCAGUGGGCACCAUCCAUGACUAUGUGGUUGCCAUGUUGUGUGGCUUGCCAAGAUCCCUGAUGUGCGACCAGAAUGCUGCUAGCUGGGGAUAUUUCAACACUCAGAGCCAAAGCUGGAACUUGGAGAUAUUGAGGACCUCAGGCUUUCCCAUCCACCUGCUCCCAGACAUCGCUGAGGCGGGCAGCUUGGCGGGCAGAACUUCCCGUGCCUGGUUUGGAGUCCCAAAGGGGACGCGGGUGGGCGUGGCCUUGGGUGAUUUACAGGCCUCCGUCUAUUCCUGUAUGGCCCAAAGGACAGAUGCGGUUCUCAACAUCAGCACCUCUGUUCAGUUGGCAACCUCCAUGCCUCCAGGAUUCCAGCCGGCACAGACUCCAGACCCAACAGCUCCAGUCACCUACUUCCCAUACUUUGACAGGACCUACCUGGCGGUGGCAGCGUCGCUCAAUGGGGGCAAUGUGCUGGCCGCGUUUGUCCACAUGCUGGUACAGUGGAUGGCCGAUCUAGGUCUGGAGGUCGAAGAACCCACUGUAUAUUCGUGCAUGAUCCAGGCAGCUGCACAGCAGAGAGACACCUGCCUAACUAUCACUCCAACGGUGUGGGGCGAGAGGCACCUGCCGGACCAGCUGGCCUCAGUGACCAGAAUCUCCUCCUCUGAUCUCUCCCUGGGUCAUGUGACCCGGGCCCUGUGCCGAGGCAUUGUUCAAAACCUGCACUCCAUGCUUCCAUUUCAACAGCUCAAGGAGUGGGGUGUGGAGCGGGUGAUCGGCAGUGGGAGUGCGCUGUCCAGGAACGAGGUUCUGAAGCAGGAGGUGCAGAGGGCGUUCCCUUUCCCAGUGUCCUUUGGGCAGGAUGUGGACGCAGCUGUGGGGGCAGCUCUGGUCAUGCUCCGGAGGAACCUUAACCAGAAGGAGUCUUAAUACAUUCUUUGGCCAAAGGACUUGCAAAUUUUAUCUAAUUAGCAAUUCUCACAUGACCUUGGGGUCAUCCUUUUCCUGGACACAUUUGUGGGCAGCUUUUUUUUUUUUUUUAAUUUUUUUUUUUUUAACGUUUAUUUAUUUUUGAGACAGAGAGAGACAGAGCAUGAACGGGGGAGGGUCAGAGAAAGGGAGACACAGAAUCCGAAGCAGGCUCCAGGCUCUGAGCUGUCAGCACAGAGCCCGACGCGGGGCUUGAACUCAUGGACCGUGAGAUCAUGACCUGAGCCGAAGUCGGCCGCUUAACCGACUGAGCCACCCAGGCGCCUCUGUGGGCAGCUUUUAAGCAAAGCUUGUUCUCAGGGCACCAUCUUGACCAAGAACCUACGUUCAGGGCAUACUCUAAUAAUGCAACCAGGACUCAUCAACUGGAUCCCAAAUCAGUACUUUCCAAAAGAGACUCACCUGGGAACUGGUCCCAAAUAUAAAUAUGGUGAAGAGAGAGAGAGAGAGAGAGAGAGAGAGAAAGAAAA